UCGUCCUGAAGUCAUACCAAAGAACAACCUUGGCUGAAGAACAUCUCAAACCGGAGCCGAUCGGCAGAGAUCAAGAUCCUCGGCGCGUGCAGCUCAGUGUGCAAUAUCGUACCGCGUGUGUUUUUGUGUGCUGUUUAAGUGCAUUCUGUUGAAGCGAGUGGUGUGAUAAGACUACACAAAAUGAUUUCAAAGGUACUCCUCGUUGCUUCCCUGGUAGCGGCAUCGGUCGCAGCACCCGUCUAUGGACCACUCUCGUACGGCCCGGCCCUGUCCUACGGCUAUGCGGCAAAAGCCAUCCAACCCCUGCACACGGUAGCGGCCGCCCCAGUCCUACACGCGCCAGCCAUCGCCGUAGCGGCCGCACCGGUCCUCAAGCACGUGGAAGCGUACGAUCCGAACCCGCACUACAGCUUCAGCUACGGCGUGUCGGACCCGCACACCGGCGACUCGAAGCACGCGGAAGAAACGCUCUCGAACGGUGUCGUGCACGGUAGCUACUCCCUCACCGAGCCGGACGGUACCAUCCGCAAGGUGACGUACACGGCCGACAAGAUCCACGGGUUCAAUGCCGUCGUCGAGAAGAGCGGCCAUGCCAUCCACACGGCACCGGUGCUGAAGAAGGUGGUCGCUGCGGCCCCACUGGUACAUGCGGCCCUGCCGUACUACCAUCACUAGACGUGGAUGGAUUUGGCGAAAGCUGCACGAAUCAAUGCUGUAGAUAACGCUCUCUCUCACACACACAAACAUUAGCUUUAGGCGCCAACCAAGGGCGCGCACUCACCCUCUCUGUUUAGUAAUUGCAAUUACGAUAGUGAAAUGGUUAAGCAAGUUAAAUAAAAUAAACAAAAAAAUA
Molecule: messenger RNA, 853 nt
Organism: Anopheles gambiae (African malaria mosquito)
Lineage: Eukaryota; Metazoa; Arthropoda; Insecta; Diptera; Culicidae
Gene: Cpr64Ac
Product: cuticle protein 7
Exons: 2
Coding region: 181-675 (164 amino acids)
Cellular component (GO): extracellular matrix
Source: RefSeq, a predicted model, not a curated record